AUGUCCGCUGGCCAGCCUCUGCUCAAUCUUCCUCCCCAUUUUCAGCAUGCUGCCCAUCCCCAUCUCACAAAUAAUUCACACCUACAGCCUGGCAUAGACAGUGCCGCCUUUUCUCAGUCUGGCCCCGGCGCGACCUCUUUCUCGUCCGCCAUGGACCCCUCUCAGUUUAGCGAUUUUUCCUUUGCCUAUGCCAGCAUGCCCGGCCUCGCGGACCAGUCGGCUUCCGCCUUUGACGACCCUUCCGUCUCCGACCAUUUCUCUCUUCACUCUACAAUGGCUCCUGCUUCGGUGAGCGGUGCCAACAUGAGUUCGCUGACCGCAGCUUCCACGUCCAGCUUUGCCAUGGACCCCUCUGCCUUUGCCACGCCCGGCAUCGACACGGUUCCCGACGAAAACGCUCCCAUGGAGAGGCACUCUCCCAGCCAUAACUCAGUCGGAGACAGCACAAACGACGACUUUGGCUUAUCCACGACAGGCCGCGCCGAUGGAACUGAUCUAGGCAAGAGCAAGGUCGACAAGGCCGAGACGCCUGCUUGGAGUGAGCUGAAAACAAAAGCGGGUAAGGAUCGAAAGCGUCUGCCCCUCGCUUGCAUCGCCUGCCGCCGCAAAAAGAUUCGUUGUUCUGGCGAGAAGCCUUCCUGCAAGCAUUGCUCCCGCUCCCGAAUACCCUGCGUCUACAAGGUGACCAGCCGCAAGGCUGCGCCUCGCACCGACUAUAUGGCCAUGCUUGAUAAGCGACUCAAGCGUAUGGAGGAACGCAUCAUCAAGAUUGUCCCCAAAUCCGAACAGGACAAUCUUUCACCCGUCACUCGCGCCGUCGUCAAACCUGCAAUACCUGGCACCAACGCCGCCAGCAAGGCCGCCGCCGCCAAGAAACGUCGCGCUGAUGAAGCCUUCUCUCCAGAGCUUGAGUCCUGGGUAAAUCCACCUUCAAAGUCCAAGAUUGGCGGCGGUGACAGUCCUUUGAUUGCCGCCGACUUGCAAGACAAGGAGGAGUCCAGGCUGCUGCGUGAGGGCAUUGAUGCUCUUCCUUCAAAGGAGCUUCAACAGCAUCUCGCCGAGGUCUUUUUUGAUAGCGUUUACGGACAGGCCUACCACCUGCUUCACAAGCCAAGCUUUAUGCGAAAGCUAAAGUCAGUCUCACGAGUCGACCCUGAAGUUCAUAACAAUACUAACGUCUCACGCAGGAGCAAUUCUCUUCCUCCGGUUCUGGUGCUAUCCGUUUGCGCUGUGGCCGCUAGAUUCUCGACUAAUCCCAAACUUGAAAUCUCAACGCGUCCAUUCCUUCGAGGAGAGGAAUGGGCCCAGACCGCCAGAGAGAUUUGCAUAAAACGCUACGAGUGGCCCAACAUGACGAUUUUGACAUGUCUCCUCAUCCUCGGGCUUCACGAAUUCGGUACAUGCCAUGGAGGCCGCAGUUGGGCGCUCGGUGGCCAAGCCAUUCGCAUGGCUUAUGCUCUGCAGCUGCACAAGGACCUUGACCACGAUCCGCAGAGCAAAGGUCAAAAAGUCCCGCUCAGCUUUGUCGACCGAGAGAUUCGGAGACGUAUUAUGUGGGCCUGCUUCCUCAUGGACCGCUUUACGUCGUCCGGCACAGACCGACCCAUGUUUAUUUCUGACGACUCUCUCACCAUUCCACUGCCUGUAAGCGAGCGCUGCUUUCAGCUAGACAUGCCUGCUCAGACAGAACUCUUGGAUGGCCGACCAGGGCCGCUAGCUGUAGAGGGCCAAGCGCCAGACACGGAUCUGCGCAGCAACAUGGGGCCAUCUGCUUUCUUUAUCCGUGGCCUUGCUCUAUGGGGUCGUGUUGUCACUUACUACAACCACGGCGGCAAAGACCGUGAACAGUUUCCCCAGUGGGAUGAGCGCUCACAGUACUCAAAGCUCGUGCGAGAUGUCGAAGAACUACUCCGCACUCUGCCACCGCAAUUGCAGAACUCCAAGGAAAACCUCGAGCUCCACAUCACGGAGAGGACUGCUACGCAAUACCUGUUCAUGCAUAUGACCAUACACCAGAGUCUGCUCUACGUUUGUCAAGCCGCCAUGAGCAGCAACCAGUCCAACUCGGAUGCGCCCAAGGAUUUCAUUCCUCGCCUGACGGCCAAGACAUUCCAUGCAGCCAACAGCAUCUCCCAGUUGCUAAAGGACGCUGAUGAGCGCCAGUGCUUCGUGACCGCACCCUUUGCGGGCUAUUGUGCUUUUUCAUCGUCGUCUGUGCAGAUUUAUGGUAUGGUCUCUGGAAACCCAAAACUCAAGGCAGCUGCUGAAGUGCACCUUGCCAUCAACAUCACAUACUUGAAAAAGAUGAUGAAAUACUGGGGCAUGUUCCACUGGAUGGUUGACGACAUUAGACGCCAAUACAAGAAUGCCUACGACGCCUCCCGUCGCCCUGGCAUCAACGGUGCCGUGCAAAGCCGGCAGCCGUUGCUGCAGUACGCCGAUUGGUUCAACCGCUACCCUUCUGGCGUGUCCAAUGUUGAUUGCAUGGACCCAAAUGUGCCGAGACGCGCUGAGGGAGGAGAGGAUGCUGUAUUGGAGCAGAAAGCAGAGCUGCACUCUGUUGGAGAGUUUCUGGAGAAUCUUUCACCCGCUUCACAUGCCGCGGACGGCAAGGACCCUAGCAAGACGCCUCUGCAAAAGAGGAAAACUGUGCCUCCCAAGAAGAACGCCGCAGGGCUCACACCUCCUGUCAAACUAGAGCACUCAACCCCCGAAGCCCGACACGCGUCAGUAGCGCCUACCCCUCGCCGAGUUUCGGACCAGUCUGGCGGUACCCCUCGCCUGCAAAUGGAUCAGCGCAAGUUUUCGAAUCCGAGCAGUACGCAGCCUCCCAUGCCGUUCAACGCGCACAGCAUGCCUGCUCAGUCGCAGGCAUACAUGUCGAGCAUGUCACCCAUCAGCCCCAACAACAUGGCUCCUUACCAGUCACAGCCACAGAUGCCAUUCUUUGCCGACAUUGUGCCUUUGGGCAUGGGGGCCCAAGACCCCGGGAUCCCUCAGCAAAUGUUUGGUAUCGUGCCAGGUGGCAUGAACGCGCCACCGCAGGACAACCCUAACGGAUGGCAGGGCAUGGCAAAUGGUGGUCAGCACAAUACACGCCCAACUCCAGCAGCAGUUCCCAAAGGAGGAGAUGCCCCCAUGCACCCGGCGAGACACCCUUCUCAGCAGCAGAAUCCCAUGACGGCACCAACAAUGAACAUUUUCAACUCUGCUCCCGAUAGCUCGUGGUUCAUGGGCUACGAAAUGGAGCCGACUGAGAUGAACCAAGACAUGAGCAUGACUGGCAACGGCAUGGAAAACUUUGGCAUGUUUCCGGGUAACAACAAUGGCAAUCCCGGAAACGGUGGCAGCAUGCCCCAGCAGAACCACAUGGGCGGUGGGCUGCAGCAUGGCAUGUGA
Cordyceps fumosorosea ARSEF 2679 is the source of this 3399-nucleotide messenger RNA. RefSeq names its product zinc finger transcription factor 1. The record is from RefSeq and is a predicted model, not a curated record. Gene Ontology annotation, cellular component: nucleus. Gene Ontology annotation, biological process: regulation of DNA-templated transcription; DNA-templated transcription. Gene Ontology annotation, molecular function: DNA-binding transcription factor activity, RNA polymerase II-specific; DNA binding; zinc ion binding. Lineage: Eukaryota; Fungi; Ascomycota; Sordariomycetes; Hypocreales; Cordycipitaceae. The coding region runs from base 1 to 3399 and encodes 1132 amino acids. The transcript has a single exon.